AUAUUGAUGUCUUUGUUUGUUCUUUGUGCAGGACCCCUCUCAUAUUCAAGUAUAUCGGUUUGGAUCUCAGCUGUGCAGGGACAGGCGUGGAUAAGGGAGAAGUAGAGGGAUCUUAAAUGACGGGUGGAUCAGGUGUGGUGGUGAUAGACAAUGGGGGUGGUCUUCUGAAGGCUGGUUUUGGUGGGGACAAGGACCCGAUUGUUGUCGUCCCCAACUGUAUAGCCAAGUCCCCUGGUUCCACUGCAAGCUCAAAGAAAUGGCUAGCGGCCGACCAGCUGCAGGCGCAGGACGUCGAUGUGACUGGCAUGACGCUGAGGCGUCCUAUCGAUCGCGGCUACCUUAUCAACACGGAGGUGCAGCGGGAGGUGUGGGAACGGGUCCUUCGCGGCCUGCUCCAGGUGGAUCCGACCAACUCGUCCUUGUUGCUGGUGGAGCCACAGUUCAACCCUCCAGGGCUGCAGCAUGCUACCGAUGAACUCGUGUUUGAGGAGUUUGGCUUCAGCUCUCUUUGUGUCGCAGAUGCUCCUUCCCUUGUCCACCUUUACGAGGCCACCCAACAGCCGUCGCUCUUCCGUGCCCAGUGCAGCCUAGUUGUUGACUGUGGCUUCUCCUUCACCCAUGCUUCCCCUGUCCUUCAGAACUUUACACUGAAUUAUGCUGUGCGGCGCAUGGACCUUGGUGGCAAGGCCCUCACAAACUACCUCAAGGAGCUCAUUUCAUAUCGUUCCCUUAAUGUCAUGGAUGAGACCCUCCUCAUUGAUGAUGCAAAGGAAAAGCUAUGCUUCAUAUCCCUUGAUGUCCCUCGUGAUCUUCGCCUUGCCAGGUUAUCACAUAAGGACAAUCCGUUUAGAUGUUCUUACAUUCUCCCUGAUGGCAUAACGUCCAAGAAAGGGAUAGUCAAAGACAUGGAUGAAGCACGUCGAUACUGUUCUCUGCCUGCUGACGGAGAAUUGGAUAAAAAAGAUGGUGACAGUGACACAAACAAGUUUGAGGACAAAAAGAAGCCUGAAUUAAGUCAAAAUGAAUUCGCCUUGACCAACGAAAGGUUCCUUGUCCCAGAGAUGCUUUUUCAUCCAAUUGAUCUAGGUAUGAAUCAAGCUGGUCUUGCUGAGUGUAUAGUUCGUGCUGUACAAGCCUGCCAUCCCUAUAUUCAACCUGUGCUUUACGAGAGCAUCAUCUUGACAGGUGGAAGCACGUUGUUCCCUCGUUUCGCCGAAAGACUGCAAAGAGAACUGCGACCUAUUGUGCCUGAGGACUAUCAGGUGAAGAUAACCCCCCAAGAGAACCCAAUUCUUGGCGUCUGGAGAGGAGGAUCUAUCUUGGCGUCCAGCCCUGAUUUCGCGUCGAUGUGCGUUACGAAAUCAGAGUACGAGGAGAUGGGGUCGGCACGGUGCCGUCGAAGGUUUUUCCACUGAAGAGUUUGUGUGUAGCGAGCGGCUCAGUAGAGGCCAAUGUAGUUUGUAAAUACUAUGCAGCAUGUUUUGGAUGACAUGUUUAAUUAAUAACCGCCGUGCAUAUUA
Lolium rigidum is the source of this 1520-nucleotide messenger RNA. RefSeq names its product actin-related protein 6. Gene Ontology annotation, cellular component: Swr1 complex. The transcript is spliced from 7 exons. Lineage: Eukaryota; Viridiplantae; Streptophyta; Magnoliopsida; Poales; Poaceae. Gene Ontology annotation, molecular function: nucleosome binding. The coding region runs from base 117 to 1415 and encodes 432 amino acids. The record is from RefSeq and is a predicted model, not a curated record.